Molecule: messenger RNA, 182 nt
Organism: Candidula unifasciata
Lineage: Eukaryota; Metazoa; Mollusca; Gastropoda; Stylommatophora; Geomitridae
Source: the annotation of a GenBank genome assembly
AUUCCUCUACAUGCGGUUCCUUUGCGUCUGUUGGCACUUUUGGCGGGGAACCAGUCAUGUCAGCUUGGCAGCCAGUUCAAGGACAGAGACGAGGAGACACAAGGUCACGUAACAAGAACAAAAAGCAGAGCUCUUCAGACGGUGACGGUAAAAAAGACAAAGGAACCUGCAAGCAGCAAUAA